CAGAGAGCCAAGAUGGCCGCCGCGCAGAGUUCCCGAGGAUGAAACUCGUCGUAGUCGCCUUAAAACCAUCGAGACAUCCUGUUCCAGGCCGUCGGUGCUCUCUUGCUCAUCGGUUGCAACGCUUUUUCUCGCCGCCUUCUUCGACACCAAGAUGAGGUUCUUCAGCCGUGUUGGUGCCGGUGCGGCCCUCCUGGCCGCCGUCCCCUUCCUCGAGGGAGUCGCAGGCCAGACCGACUGGACGAGUCCGGAUACCGGCAUCGUCUACCAGUCGUACACGGGCUCUACGGGCAUGACGUACGGUAUCGCUCUGCCUACCGACUCACUGACUGUGGACGCCACCGAGUACCUUGGCUACAUUAACUGCCCGACGCCCGCUGGCGAGGAUCAGGGAUGGUGCGGUCUCUCGCUCAUGCCCAGCAUGACCAACAGUCUGCUGUUCAUGGCCCACCCGUACGAGGGCGAGGUCCUGACUUCGUUCCACUUUGCCACUUCGCGCGAGUCGGUCGAGAACUACAAGGGACAAGCCACAAUCACGCAAAUCACAUCACGCGUCACCGCGACAGGCUUCAGCCUCGAAUACCGCUGCCAGAACUGCUUCAACUGGGAGCAGGACGGCUUCGUCGGCGGUCAUGCCACGACCCAGGGCUUCAUCGUCACCUCGUGGGCCCUCUCCAACAAGGCGCCCGGCAACGCCGUCUGCCCUUCGGCCCUCGUCAUUGAGCAGCACGCGAGCCAGGGCAUCAACGGCGGCGCCAUCACGCCCGGCUUCACCAACGCCAACUAUGCCACCUGGGCCCAGCUCGCCAACAAGGUCGUCACUGGAAACUGUGGCGGCGGCACACCCACCUCCACCGGCGGCGCUGGCCCGACCACAACGUCGGUGCCCGAGACGCCCGUCACGGGUGUUCCCGUCCCCAACACGGCCUACGACUACAUCAUCGUAGGCUCUGGCGCUGGUGGUAUCCCUCUCGCUGACAAGCUCAGCGAGGCCGGCCACAAGGUGCUGCUGAUUGAGAAGGGCCCUCCCUCUUCGGGUCGCUGGGGUGGCAAGCGUGGCCCGACCUGGCUCGCGGACACGAAUCUGACCCGAUUCGAUGUACCGGGUCUCUGCAACGAGAUCUGGCACGACUCGGCCGGCAUUGCUUGCCGUGAUACUGACCAGAUGGCCGGCUGCGUCCUCGGCGGUGGCACUGCCAUCAACGCCGCCUUGUGGUGGAAGCCCUAUGCUGCUGACUGGGACUACAACUUCCCCGCCGGAUGGAAGGCCAGCGAUGUUGCCGCCGCCCAGCAGCGCGUCUUCAACCGCAUCCCCGGAACCACGAGGCCAUCGCGGGACGGCGUCAUCUCCCUCCGUGCCGGCAUGGACGUGCUCCGCAAUGGUCUCGCCGCUGCUGGCUGGAGGGAUACGGACUUCAACGCCAACCCGAAUGCGAAGAAUCGCACCUUUGGAUACACGCCCUACAUGUACUCGAACGGCGAGCGCGGCGGUCCCAUGGCCACGUACCUCGUUACCGCCAAUGCACGCUCAAACUUCAAGCUCAUCAUGAACACCCAGGUAAGGCGCGUCAUCCGCUCGGGCGGUCACGUUACGGGCGUCGAAGUCGAGCCGUACCUGGAUGGCGGCUUCCAGGGCGUCAUUCCCCUGACGCCCGUGACCGGUCGUGUCAUCCUGUCCGCGGGCACAUUUGGCAGCGCCAAGAUUCUGCUGCGCAGUGGCAUUGGCCCGACUGACCAGCUCGAUGUUGUCUCCAACUCGACGCGUGAUGGAUCGACCAUGAUCUCUCGCAACCAGUGGAUCAACCUGCCUGUCGGCUACAACCUCGAGGACCACACCAACACCAACGUUGUGCUCGAGCACCCCUCUGUCCAGUUCUACGACUUCUACACCGCCUAUGACGGCACGGCCCCGUACCAGGCCGAUAUUCAGAAGUACCUGACCCAGCGCAGUGGCAUUCUCGCCCAGUCCGCCCCCAACAUCGGACCUCUCUUCUUUGAGGAGAUUCGUGGCGCCGACAACGUCGUCCGUCAGCUCCAGUGGACCGCCCGCAUGGAAGCCAGCGAGGGCGAGGUAGACGGCACCCUCAACACGGUCGUCUCGACGAUCCCGUACCUCAUCGACACGAACGACAAGGAGGCCGUGAUCAAAGGUAUCGAGAACCUGCAGCGCGCGCUCGCCAACGUGCCGAACCUCAAGUGGCUCCACCCGGCCCCGGGCACGACGGCGCGCCAGUACGUCACUAACAUGGUCGUGUCGCCAAGCAACCGGCGCGCGAACCACUGGAUCGGCACCAACAAGCUCGGCAACCAGGACGGCCGUAUCAACAACGGCGACUCAGUCGUCGACACGAACACGCGUGUCUACGGCACCGACAACCUCUUCGUCGUCGACGCCUCCAUCUUCCCCGGCAUGGUGACGGCCAACCCGUCCGCCUACUUUGUCGUUGCCGCCGAGCACGCCGCUGCCAAGAUUCUCGCGCUCCCCGCCGGCAAGGCCCAGCCCAUCUACCAGCAGUGCGGCGGCCUAGAGUGGAGGGGCAGCUUCCAGUGCGCUGCCGGCCUCAAGUGCGUGGACCUGAACCCGUACUACAGCCAGUGCCUCAACAGCUGA
Verticillium dahliae VdLs.17 is the source of this 2608-nucleotide messenger RNA. RefSeq names its product cellobiose dehydrogenase. Gene Ontology annotation, cellular component: extracellular region. The transcript has 9 exons. Lineage: Eukaryota; Fungi; Ascomycota; Sordariomycetes; Glomerellales; Plectosphaerellaceae. The record is from RefSeq and is a predicted model, not a curated record. Gene Ontology annotation, molecular function: flavin adenine dinucleotide binding; oxidoreductase activity, acting on CH-OH group of donors; cellulose binding. Gene Ontology annotation, biological process: carbohydrate metabolic process. The coding region runs from base 152 to 2608 and encodes 818 amino acids.